AUGAAGAACACCAUUAAAUGUUGUAUUUCAUGCAUUCUUCCUUGUGGAGCACUUGAUGUGAUUAGGAUCGUUCACUCCAAUGGCCAUGUGGAGGAAAUAAGUGGCACCAUUCGAGCAGCUGAGAUCAUGAAACUACACCCGAAGCAUGUACUCAAGAAACCCUCUUCUCCUUCCUACACCGAUGAAGGAACAGUUAACUGUCCUCAGAUCAUCAUUUUACCACCAGAUGCCGAGCUCAAGCGUGGAAAGAUUUACUUUCUGAUGCCGGUUCCUCCUUCUUCCUUGCCUGAAAAGACUCGUUCCAAGUCAACAUCAACCACAAGAAAGAAAAAGAAUGUUGUUAGCAGUAAGAAUAUUAAUGCGAACAGCAAUCAAGACAAUAAUUUAUUAACAGACCUUCUUGUCUCUGAUCGCUACUUGACUGAGAUUCUAUCGGAAAAGGUGAAGGAUAGGAGGAGAGGCCGUGUUGGCGUGUGGAGACCUCAUUUAGAGAGCAUUUCUGAAGCUACAAGUGAUGCGUGA
Lactuca virosa is the source of this 522-nucleotide messenger RNA. Lineage: Eukaryota; Viridiplantae; Streptophyta; Magnoliopsida; Asterales; Asteraceae. The record is from the annotation of a GenBank genome assembly.